UGUUCCCAAGCCUUCGCUGGCUCGCCUCCUUCGGUGGCUUCUGGUGUCGGGCGCCGUAAGCAACAUGGAUGGCGGGCGGGAGCAGGUGGAAUUGCCGCCAAGCCCUCAGGAGGGGGCCCGGUUGGCGACGGCGGAGAAGAAGCAGGAAGAGCAGGGCUUUGAGCCACAGCCGGCCGCUGAAUAUUGCCGCGUGAUGGAGGCGCUGACUUGGAAGAGGCCGUUCUGCACCCUGGCCAGCUUCCUCUGCGCCAACCUGCUCUUCUGGUUCCUAGCACUGACUCCUUGGAAACUCUAUCAUCUGGUUUCACUCAUACUACUUGGUAUAGUCUUUAUGCAGAUGAUGAAGGAAUUGUUGCUGUCUAGAGUAAAAGGUGCACAGUUAUGGCGAAGUCUCACUGAUCACUGCAAAGUUAUUGAUUCCGAAUCUGAAAAUCGUCUUAGACUGAACCAAUGUAUAGAAGAAGCAAUGAUGAAUUUCUUCUUGUUCCUCCAAGAAAUGUCUCAUUUUAAAGAACAGAACCCUGGCAAGUUUUGCCUUCUGGUCUGCAGCAUAUGCACAUUCUUCACAGUCUUGGGAAGUUACAUUCCUGGAAUUGUACUCUCCUAUCUUCUAUUAUUAUGUGCCUUUUUAUGUCCAUUCUUCAAGUGCAAUGAAUUUGGGCAAAAGGUAUAUAGCAGCAUUAAGUCACGUCUGCUGAAACUGAAUUUUGGAGUACAAGACUUUAUCAACCAAAAGUUAAAAGAGAGAGCUGAAAUGAUCAAAACAAAACCAAGCGAGGAUGACAGUGAACUAGAGUUAUCAGCUUUAUGUCCUCAGGUUAGCUCGGCAACUGCAGCCAAGGAGAUGUCUGUAUCAGACACUGAUGUCUCAGAGGUAUCUUGGACUGACAAUGGAACUUUUAACUUAUCUGAGGGAAACACUCCACAGACAGACACGUCCGAUGAUUUUGAUCGGCCAAGUGAUCAUGAGGAAGCUUUUGCAAAAGAUCUUGCAGAAUUUCCAUCUGUAGAAAAUGGUGCGGGAACAAAUGAUGAUGAUGAUUCAAGCAUUGGCUUGCCCGUUCAGCACGAGAGAAAAAAAGAUCAUCGCUCAACCUCAUUGGACCGGUAUUACAGGCAGGGUAAGGAGGGGCACUCUGCAGCAGGCCUUUCCUUGCCUUUGAUCAGUGACCAGGCCUUCAGCUUGGUGACAGCAAUUGCUGGUGAUGUUGUCACAUCUGUGGUAUCAGCAGCCGUCAGAGAACAGUUGCAAUCUGUGCAAGCAGUCCCAAGUAUAAGUGAAGAGGCAGAAGAAGGAGAUGAUUUUGAACUGCUUGACCAGUCAGAGCUUGAACAGAUGGAGAGUGAACUGGUGCUUACCAAAAGUCAAAAGGCAGAACCACAGGAAAAGAAAUCUUCAGGCUUCCUGUCAAAUCUGCUUGGUGGGCAUUAAUGUGGAAGGUGAAGCUGCUUAAUGGUAUAUAGAAAUAAGUACAGACAAUGUGAAAUGCAGGAAGAGAAAUUAUGAGCUGUAAGCUUUAUCUAUUAUUCUAGAUGUGCUGUAGCAUUCUUCAUGCAGAGUGAACUAACGUGUCUUAGAUCAGUUGAUUUGUUUCUGAUAGUGAUGCCAUAGAAAUGAAAAAUCUAUCAUGUUAUUUUGAUUCACAGCAAUUUAAGCUACUUAUACAAAUGUAGCUCAUUUUUGGCUAUUGCCAAAUCUUUGUCACUUCAGCCUGUUUGUUCUUUUUUUUUUUUCCCCAAGCAUUUAGGCAGCAAUAUUUCAGGAAGAGAAAAUAUCUGCAAAAUUCAAGAAGCCAUUAUGUCCUAUACGUGUCUCCUAUGUAGCAGAAUAUGUAAACCUCCAGAGUAAACAAGAGUCUGAACACUUCUGCUGUUAUCAUCUCUAAUGUACUAAGCUACACAUUCUCGAAUUGGAUCGUCAUUGUUUGUAUUACCUGUCUGAAUCUUCAGAUAUUCAUAUGGAUUAGCUAGAGAAGGCAAUGCCUUUUCAAACUGUAUUAAUUCUUACAGGCCUUGGAGUUAGGCAAAAUGUUCAAGUUCCCAUGUACCCCCUCUAACUUUGUACUUGGUCCCUGUGGCAGCUACUUCAAUCAGUCAAUCAGUUUUAUUGAUUAGUCUUGCAACCAUAUCAACCAGGAGGAGAAACAUCAGUGUGGCAGCUACUUGUAGCCCAUGUAUCUGCUGUGUGGAGUUGAAUUUGGGUUGAGUAGAAAUUGAUUAGGAAAAAAUUCAAAACUGAAAUUGAAUUGACAAUCUUUUACUUCCAUUAAUUUUAAGUUCUUUAAACUUAUAUUUAACUAAAAUAUAAAAUUAUACAGAUCUGAUUUAUUUAGUUUUGCAAGACUACUAUUACAGAAGAAAUAAGAAUAUUCCUGGCAUAUAAAUAUAAAAUACAGCUAAUUUUAGCACAUUGUACAUCCUGUGGCUGGCUCUGAGAAGAAUCUUAAGUUACUAAAUCUUCUAUUAAGCAUUAUGGUUUACCUUUAAAAUUGAUGGUAACUGGAGUGCCUUAUCAAGGUUAACCAAAUUUUAAAAAAAAAAUCCCACUAGUUUUACUACAUGCUGUAAGAAGCCAGCAGAUUGAGGGACCGUAUCAGCUGAGUUAUGAGAGAACUAACUUCCUCUGAAUGAAAAACAUGAGUUGGAAAUAUUGAAAAAGUACUCAGAAAGGCUUUCAUUUUUAAAAGCAUACUAGGUAUCACUGAUUGUCCAAAUGUCAACAAGACCCAUCUGUAGCUGCCUCUGGCUGGUAGCCAAUCUAUCUUAUGCAAAUCCACCAGUUGUUUCUCACAUUGUAAUAACUGACGUAUUGAUUGGGAGACAGCUCUUUUUGUCUCCCAUUUGCCUCUGUUUAUUCCAUUCAUUUGUAUUUGAAGAGCUAACUUACUGAUUUGUAAAUAACAUUUGCCUAAUGCAGGCUUUUCACCUUUUUCACCUAGCUCUACAUGACUGUCUUUUUCUUAUCUACCCUAUCAACUCCUGAUAAGGGGUUAGCUUCAAAGGAUGACACUUCCCUUCCUCUGCACCCUAAUUGCAAGGAGCAAUAUGGAUUUAACUCCUUAGAUUUAUCAGAGUGCUCAGUUUGAUUUAUCUGGUUCUUAAUAAAUUCCACGAAGGAAUCUUUUAGAGAGUCAAUUUGAUUUUUAAUCGUGGUCAAUAACUCAGAUUGAAAGAACAGUCUGUGCAGUCAAUAGACUGUGUCUGAUUAUAAAUUCUAAUGUAUUUUGGUCUUUCAAGCUUUUUUGGUCAGAGACUCCUUCCUGAUUUAGUUGUUCGGCAAUUGAGCAAACCGCAACAGCCUGUGCGGAGGGAGCAUUUUCUAUCAGAGAUGAAGUAAGCUCCAACAGUUGUUGACUCUCUAUCUCAGCCUGUAGAUCCCACUCUAAGGGGUCAUAUCUGUUCGGUAAAUGAAACGGGGAAGCAUUAUUUACUGGAGAAAUUCGCUUACUUGUGACGAAUCUGUCCACCUUCUGUUGUUUCAGCGGCUUGGAUGAGGGUUGCGUUGCAGAAGGUGUCCCUUGUCGCUUCUUCCUUUUCCCCAUAUCGGAAGAUAUGCAGUAUAAAUAGGGUAUAGAUAGGCAAGGAAGGCUCCGUAGAAGAAAAACAAACUCUCUAAUAUUGAAUGGUAAGUUUAAAAUGUGCAUUAAAUAGAGAUAAAGGGAGCUUGUUAGAGGAGCUUGUUACAAAGACUACAGCCACGUCGCCAUCUUCAAUCCCCCUGACCAUAUCAGUUGCUCUGAUUCAUCUCCAACUUGUAGAGAUUUUUACUGGCAUUCUAACCAGUGAAUAUAGUAAUUUUGUGACCCUUCAAAGUAAAAGUGCAGUUUAAAGAGAAGUUAAUUUUCUUCCUGCUAUGUUUAUUAGGUAGCCCGCAAGGUAAAUGUUGCUUUGCAACGUGCAAAUCUGAGCAAAAUGUUACACUAGAAGUUCAAUUCCAAGUCUUAUCCCUUCUCCUACCUUCUCUAAAACAUUCAGUAAAGUCCAUAUGCUCAAGGCUAAACUAGUCCAGUGUCAGUUCUAACUCCAAAGCAGUCUGGUCAACAAUUUCUAUAGAUCUUUACCAAAUAAUGUUACUGUGUUUCAGAUAUGGAAGUAUAGAGAAAUACUUGGCUGCAAUCACUCAGAGUGAAAACAGGACAUAGCGUUUUAGAAGGUACUACGGAUAGUACUUGCUAAGCAACUGCCCUGUUUAGCAACCGUUUGUGCUGAAAAAGUAACUUUAUGACCAGUCCUUGCACUUAAAACGUCACAGCAUCUCCGUGGUCAUGUGAUUGAGAUUCAGGCACUUCGCAGCCAGCGGGCAUUUAUGGCUGUCGCAUUUAGAACCAUGGUCAUGUGAUCACCAUUUCUGCGCUUCGCAGCUGGCUUCCGAUAAGCAGAGUCAACAGAGAAACCGGCAGUAAAAUUGCAAGUCACGGUCACAUGAUGUCUCGCUUAAUGAUGGUGUGUGAUUCACUUAACUACCACAG
Molecule: messenger RNA, 4469 nt
Organism: Python bivittatus (Burmese python)
Lineage: Eukaryota; Metazoa; Chordata; Lepidosauria; Squamata; Pythonidae
Gene: RETREG1
Product: reticulophagy regulator 1
Biological process (GO): reticulophagy; negative regulation of neuron apoptotic process
Cellular component (GO): endoplasmic reticulum membrane
Source: RefSeq, a predicted model, not a curated record